This is a messenger RNA of Diatraea saccharalis (sugarcane borer), 996 nucleotides long. NCBI's taxonomy places the organism in Eukaryota, Metazoa, Arthropoda, Insecta, Lepidoptera, Crambidae. The record is from the annotation of a GenBank genome assembly.
AGUCGCGCCGCGCCCGUGCCCCACGCAGCCGCGCCGCGCCCGCCAUGCCCGCUCUCGGCACCGUAGCGCGUGCGCUGUCAACUUGCUGGCUGCUGCUUUGCGCUCUCGCAGGCAGUCAUCAGUUGUCUAUAACUGAAUUCGCGGUGCCGAGCACAGUAGAAGCUGGAAAUAAUGCGGAGCUGCAAUGUCUACACAGUGACGCCGAGCGGGUGGACUACGUCAAAUGGUGGUGGACGCCGAUGUAUGCAGCCAGCGAAGACAAGAAUCGCGUGCUUCUAUACCAGAGGCUAACAGGCCAUACACCGGAGAUACCCAAGAAAAAUGUGGAAGGGAGGGAGAAUGACACGAUAGUGUUAAUGGAUCUGCACUCGUACGACUCUGGUGUAUACGAAUGUGAAGUGUCCAACGUUGCUGAAGUGCGGAGACAUCAGGAAUUGAUAGUGUACUCUAACGGGACGGGAGUAGAGUUAAACGUGUCGAAAGUAGAAGACGGUCCAGACGAGGAUGACCUAGAGGAAGUUUUGGUGCAAUGUGAAGUGCACGAAGCCACGCCCCUUCCAGAUCUCUCAAUCUUCGUCGACGAUGUUAAAUUUGACAACGUGACGGUGGAUGUGGAAGAAGAUUCCAAUGGAGUUUACAACGUGUUCUUGAACUUGACGCUCAGUUCGGAUGUGGUUGCAGACGGAUCAAAUAUACGGUGUGAAUUAUCGUAUCCGAACCACAACGUCAGCCACCAGUACACAAGUGAAAUCGUUUAUAACUCAGGCACUGCGCUGUCUACGACGGAGACGCCCGAGGACACGACACAGUCUGAACUCGCAUCAGAAUUGAAAAAUAAAAAUGGCGUUAGCAAUAGAAGCCGAUGGAUAUUAUACGCUGUUCCCGUAGUUUUCGCUAUUCUAAAUAACUUAUUGUGAUACUAAUUUUAUGAACGAUAUUGUAUUUGUCUCAAUAUUAACUGUAACAUUAAAUUUAUAUUUGUUAGUUAAGGACUUU